AUGAUCAAAGUCGAGGACCCAUCUAUUUUGGAGAAAUCUGCCACAGACGAGCACGAAUACCCUCUACCGCAGAAGAGUUGCUCGGAUGGCCGCACAAUAUACCUCUCUCGCAAUGACUUCGGCAUCUCCGAAAAGAGCACAGGCAUAAUCCAAAUCACUGACUUCGACUUAUCUGUCCGUGGGGACCACCCAAACAGACGGUGUAUCCAGGCGGAAAUAUAUCGAGCCCCAGAGUUAUGGGAUGUUCUUGAAGGCAAAAAGCUAUUCAAGGAUAUUGAUCCCCUCGAAGUUCAAGGAUAUGAUGAGCUUAACCAUAUUGGCUAG
Messenger RNA from Penicillium vulpinum, 324 nucleotides. RefSeq lists its product as uncharacterized. The coding region runs from base 1 to 324 and encodes 107 amino acids. NCBI's taxonomy places the organism in Eukaryota, Fungi, Ascomycota, Eurotiomycetes, Eurotiales, Aspergillaceae. The record is from RefSeq and is a predicted model, not a curated record. The transcript has 2 exons.